Meleagris gallopavo (turkey) is the source of this 5265-nucleotide messenger RNA. It is a transcript of the gene PLB1, whose product is annotated as phospholipase B1. Lineage: Eukaryota; Metazoa; Chordata; Aves; Galliformes; Phasianidae. Gene Ontology annotation, biological process: phospholipid metabolic process. The record is from RefSeq and is a predicted model, not a curated record. Gene Ontology annotation, molecular function: A2-type glycerophospholipase activity; retinyl-palmitate esterase activity; phosphatidylcholine lysophospholipase A1 activity. Gene Ontology annotation, cellular component: brush border membrane.
GAGAAUUUGUUUUCUAGCAGCCAUAAAGUGUAACCCACAGCACUCCAUUUUACCUGCUCAUAGAAGCACUUAUGAAGCUAUUGUUAGGCCUGUUCUUCCUUUUGUGUCUUUCUUCAGAAGGAAAGACAGAAGAUCUCCUGGAAGAACAGGGGAAACUAAAGGCUCUAGGAAGCUUCCAGUUUUCAUGCGAGCAUGUGACAUCACCUGAGACUCCUUCAUCUUCAGUUCAUACUCUGAGGCCAGCUGACAUUAAAGUAGUCACUGCAAUAGGAAGUUUGCAAACACCACUGGGAUCCAGCAUUCAUCAUGAAGACUUACUCCAAAGCACAGGAAAGAGCCUCCCUGAAGUGAGCGUGGAAAUUUUGGCAGCUCUUAUUAGCAGUUUUAAUCCUUCGGUCCUGCACCAGUCUCCUCUGCCUGUCACAAUGGGAGCAGCAUCAGACGGUCAAACAAUAAGCCUCUUGGAUCAAGCUGGGGAAAUAGUGAAGCUCAUGAAAGAGAACCAGAUAAUGGACUUUCAAAAUGAUUGGAAACUGAUCACAGUUUUCUUUAGUGCUGAAAACCCAUGCUCUUCUUGUGCCUUCACACAACCGAAGAACUGCAUAUUGGACAACCUGGAAAAACUUCAAGAACUCUUAGACUUUUUAUAUAAAGAAGUUCCCAAGGCCUUCGUAAAUUUGGUAGAUUCCACUGAGAUCACAACUUCCUUUCUCAUGUGCCAAGAUCCUCAAAAUGCCAGCAAUUCAACUGGGAAUCAGUGCAAUUGCAUUCAUGAACACUCUAUGCUAAAUUAUAACAUUCUGAGGUGGUCCUAUCAGGAUGCUUGGGAAAAACUUCUAAAGUCUAAGAGGUAUGAUCAAAAGGAUGAUUUCACUGUUGUUCUUCAGCCUUCUCUCCAAGAAACAAAUCUUUUGCUCAGUCUGAGCAGGGAUGGUUUCUUCAGCACAUCAAAGACACAAUUGGAAACUCUGGAAGAAGAUUAUAUUUUCAUGGCUUUUAGCCUCUGGAAGAACAUGAUGGAACCAGUUGGGCAGAAGAAGCCAUACGAUUUCACAACAUUGCAUCAGGUCCAGUGUCCAUCUCAGGAAAAUCCAUACUUGUUCACAUACAGAAAUAGUAACUACUCACUUUUGCAAGAGAUAUCAAACACUAAAGAAAUACUGCAGGAGAGAAGUUAUGGAACAAAUGUUCCUUGUUUCAACCAGGGUCCCUCUGAUACAGUUCCAGAUUCAGUUCAUAAGUUGAGACCAGCAGAUAUUCGAGUGAUUGCUGCUCUGGGAGAUUCAAUCACAGCAGGUAAUGGGGCAGCAUCCAAUCCCCAUGAUGUUUUGGAUGUCCUGACUCAAUACCGAGGUAUUUCUUGGAGUGUUGGAGGAAAUGAGAACAUUAGCACGGUCACGACACUAGCAAACAUUCUUCGUGAGUUCAACCCAUCCCUGAUAGGAUAUUCCACUGGCACUGGAACGCAAACUACAGAAAAUGCUGCACUCAACCAAGCAGUUGCAGGGGCUCAGGCAGAGGAUGUUCCUGCACAGGUCAGAAGACUGGUGGACCGAAUGAUGAAUGACAGUAGAAUAAACAUGCAGUCUGACUGGAAGCUUAUAACGCUUUUCAUAGGAGGAAAUGACCUAUGUAAAUUCUGCGAAGAUCCUAUACGCUUUUCUCCUGAAAACUACACCUAUAACAUUCAAGUAGCUUUGGACAUGCUUCACAAAGAGGUUCCACGGGCGUUUGUGAAUCUGGUGACAAUUCUUUCUAUAACAAGCCUACGGGAGUUGUAUGCAGAAAAAAAUGUUUCCUGUCCAAGGCUUCUUAUGAGGAUGAUGUGCCCCUGUGUAUUGAACUAUGAUGAUAAUUCCAAUGAGUAUAAGCAGUUGGUCUACUUCAACAAAAGGUAUCAGGAAAGGACCCGUGAGUUAGUGGAAAGCGGAAGAUAUGACACUAGGGAGGACUUUACAGUGGUCGUACAGCCUUUUCUAACUCAUAUCAGCAUGCCCAAAACACAGGAGGGAUUUCCUGACAAUUCAUACUUUGCUCCAGAUUGUUUUCACUUCAGCCAGAAGUCUCAUUCACAGGCUGCACGUGGUCUGUGGAACAACAUGGUGGAACCUGUAGGGAAGAAGACGGAUGACCAACAAAUGGAAAAUGAAAUUGUCCUCAAAUGUCCAAGUGAGGCUGAGCCAUUCCUGAAGACAUACAAAAACAGUAAUUACACGUACCCUAACCAAACUCCAAAUUAUGGAAGCCAGCUGCUAUGUGAAGACAGGUCUCCAUCCUCCCCUUCUCCAACUUCAGUGCAUUCCCUGAAGCCAGCUGAUGUGAAAAUGAUAGCAGCCCUUGGGGAUUCUUUGACGGCUGGUACGGGAAUUGCAUCAUACAGUCUCAUGGAUUUGGCUACUCAAUUCCGUGGAUUGUCAUGGAGUAUUGGAGGGGAUGGCUCAUUAGAGAACGUAACAACUCUGCCUAAUAUCUUUCGAGAGUUCAAUGAUAAGAUCGAGGGCUAUUCAACUGGCACCGGGAGCGAGAAUGACCCAAACGCAUUCCUUAACCAGGCGGUUCCAGGGGCACAGGCUGAGCACUUACCAGCCCAAGCAAGAGCUCUCCUGAGACUAAUGAAAACUGAUUCUAGAAUCGACUUCAAUGCUGACUGGAAAAUCAUAACAGUGCAUAUCGGAGGCAAUGAUCUAUGCAACUAUUGCAAAGACCCUGAUCACUACUCAGCUGUAAAUUUCACCAGUAGAAUUCAAGAAACUCUUGAUAUUCUGCAUGAACAGGUACCAAAAGCUCUAGUGAGCUUAGUUGGAGUAAUGGACAUCCUCAGUAUGAGACAGUUGUUUGUGGAUACUCAAGUUCAGUGCCCAACUUACAUGUCAGAUUAUCUGUGUAGUUGUGUUCUCACAGGAGAAGAAAACUCAGAAAACUUAACAAUGGUGAGGGAAGCCAUUAGAGCUUACCAGCUUGGUAUUCAAAGACUGGUGGAGUCUGGCAGAUACGAUACUCAUGACAAUUUCACAGUGGUCAUCCAGACUUUCCUCCAAAAUCCCAAGAUUCCUCUUGGUCAGGAUGGGCAUCCUGAUAUCUCCUACUUUGCACCUGACUGCUUCCAUGCAAGCCAGAAGGGCCAUUCUCAGCUUGCCAAGGCUCUCUGGAAUACUAUGUUGCAGCCUGUAGGCCAGAAAGCUGACUCAUUUGACUUCGUGACUGACAUUGUCCUCAGCUGCCCGACUCAGAAUAACUCCUUCCUGAGUACAAAUAAAAAUAGCAACAACACAAAUCCUCCUGUGCUUUCCACCAGUGAGCCAACAAAGAAUUGGGGCAGUGACCUGUCAUGUUCUGAAAAGACUCCAUCCAGUCGUGUCCCAACAUCAGUACAUGAGCUACAGCCUGCUGACAUCAAAGUCAUUGGAGCACUGGGAGAUUCCCUGACUACUGCAGCAGGAGCCUGCACAACUGAUCCACAAGUGGACUGGAGGGGAUGUUCCUGGAGUAUUGGAGGUGAUGGCACCCUGGAGACCCAAACCACUUUACCCAAUAUUUUGAAAAAAUUCAACCCAAGCCUCUUUGGCUUCUCCACUGGCAACGGUAAGGAAGGAGCUGGAUUCAAUGCUGCAGAGAGAGGUGCGACGUCACGCAAUAUGCCAGCCCAAGCACGUGAACUGGUGGAGCUAAUGAGGAGCAGCUCGAAUAUUAACUUCAAGGAGGACUGGAAGCUGAUCACUAUCUUCAUUGGAGGCAAUGACCUGUGUCAGUACUGCUUGGAUAAGGAAGCGUAUUCAGUGCAAAACUACGUAAAGCACCUCCAGGACACUCUGGAUAUUUUCUACACAGAGCUCCCAAGAGUCUUUAUCAACAUGGUGGAGAUACUUGAGAUUUCUGGACUGCGUCAGGUGGCAGCAAGCUCUUCAGAAUGCUUUCUGACAGAGAAUCUUUGUCCAUGUUUCUUAAACCCCAAAGAAAAUUCUUCUGAUCUACAAGAAAUUAAGAGAGUCAACAGAGAUUUUCAGGCUGAAGCCUUGCAGCUGGUCAACAGUGGUCGGUACGAACAGCGUGAGGACUUUGCCGUUGUUGUGCAGCCAUUUUUCCGAAACACCAUUUUGCCUCUGGACAGCAAUGGCAAGCCAGAUCUGAGUUUCUUUGCUGCAGACUGCUUUCAUUUCAGCGAGAAAGGCUAUGCUGAGAUGGCUAUGGCUCUCUGGAAUAAUAUGAUGGAACCAGUUGGUGAAAAGCAGACUUACAACAACUUUACCUAUGACAGAUCAAAACUCAAGUGUCCAAACCUUGAGAAACCCUUUCUUUCCACAAUGAGAAACAGUGGAUUUAGGAAUUCAGCUCUCAAUUUGGAGAAGACAGAACAUUCAGUCCCCUACUGGGCUGUCAUUGUGGCGGCAGUAGCCGGAGUCCUGGUGGGCUCUUUGCUCCUCUGGGCUGUGUCAGGAAGAAGAGCCAGGAGACACCAAUGUGAGAUCGAUGCAGAAAAGAACAUGAAAACAACAUCUCUGUAAAACUAAUGGAGCAAACAUCUGUCUCUGCAGAAUUAAAAAACAGUUGGACAUUCCUCAAAUUUUGUUUUUAGCCAGGAAUUUUUGGGCCCACUGGUAUUGCUCAGAAAGGCAUUGUAGGGCUAGCUUCUGCAGACCAGUGAGGUGGACAAUGGAGUUCCAAAUGUUAAAGCUUUUUCGUGCUGGGAUGUGCUUCUCAGUUUCUUGAAUAUUACACAGGACUUAUUCAUGCACCUUGGCACCUUAUUUGUCCCCUUUUCCUAUAAAACUCUGUGUAUAAAAUGUUAGAUGUUCAUGAUUGUGACCUGGUGUUCCCCAGUGGUAAGGUGUGAUAAAGAAGCAAAGUAGCAAUUUCACAUGUUAGAUUCCAAUAAGACCACUGAGCUGAUGGUGCUAUGGUCAUACUGGAACUUUCAGGAAAGUACACAGGAAAGUGCAAUGCCAAGGAAACAUCCUCUAGCACCUUCUGAUCAACCAUGUAACAAAAUGGUCUGGUUCUUGUGGGACCUGUGGCAUGUUCAGUUCUCCCAGAUUGGAAUCACUGUGGUCAUUCUCUCAGGAAGAAUUUGCAAAGUUUUUUCAAACUUCUCAGGAGUUCAGAGUUGAUCUUUUCCGGUAGUUAGACAUCCCUUGUGUGAUACUUGCAUAUUACAUAUAUUCAUUGUGGUCUUGUUUGUCAGUACUUUUAUUUCAUGUGCCAAAUACUUUUAUUUUUGAUUUUAUUGAAACUAAACUGUAGUUUGUAAUGAUGGUUUUUUCCUUUUUU